Molecule: messenger RNA, 1004 nt
Organism: Babjeviella inositovora NRRL Y-12698
Lineage: Eukaryota; Fungi; Ascomycota; Pichiomycetes; Serinales
Product: inositol monophosphatase family protein
Exons: 3
Coding region: 63-1004 (313 amino acids)
Biological process (GO): signal transduction; phosphatidylinositol phosphate biosynthetic process; inositol metabolic process
Molecular function (GO): inositol monophosphate 1-phosphatase activity
Source: RefSeq, a predicted model, not a curated record
AGAAAAUACCUCAAAGCUUGCCCCUUCUUAUAACCUCCUUUAGCAGAGUGAGCUUAGAAACCAUGGAGUUAGACUUGAAAGAAAUACAUGACUUUGCAGUCGGUGUGGCAGAAGCAGCUGGUAAAGUACUUCUCACACGAUCAAGUCUGGUCAAAAACAAGGCCAACUCCGUUGAUCUCGUCACUGAGGUGGAUGAAAAGGUAGAAGCGAUCAUCAAGAAAGAAAUUGCACUGAGAUAUCCCGAACACAACUUUCUCGGGGAAGAAACGUACUCUGCUGGGUCCCUGCGCGUAUAUGCCAUUGGCGACGAACCUACCUGGUGCGUUGAUCCCAUCGACGGCACUGUAAACUAUGUCCAUCUUUUCCCGAUGAUUUGCGUGUCAAUUGGGUUCACCUACCAAGGAAAGUCUGUCGUGGGCGCAAUUCAUGCUCCGUACCUCAACCAAACCUUUUCUGCCUACCAGGGCGGCGGUGCUUGGGUCAACCGGACUACCCGUUUACCGUACCAGAACCACCCCCUUGCCGCAGACGCUCCACGGGGCUGUGUAUUUGCAUGUGAGUGGGGCAAAGAUCGCAGAGACGAACCCAAUAGCAACCUCUCACGUAAGGUGGAUAGUUUUGUAAACAUGGCGACGGAGAUUGGUGGCAGAAAUGGAAUGGGGGGUAUGGUGCACGGUAUCAGAUCCCUAGGUAGCGCUGCUCUUGAUUUAUGCUACGUGGCGACCGGUGCCUUUGAUAUAUGGUGGGAAGGUGGCUGCUGGGAGUGGGAUGUAUGUGCGGGAGUUAUCAUAGUGCAAGAGGCGGGUGGGUUGGUCACCACUGCGAACCCCCCAGACAGCACAGAAAGCCCAGUUCCUGACGUAGGGUUGGGGUCGCGGUUAUACUUAGCGAUCCGACCAGCUGUUGCCACUGAGAGCGAAUCCAGUCGUGAUGCCCAGGAAAGAGUUGUGAGGGAGGUGUGGAAACGUGUCCGUGCGCUCGACUAUUCUAGGCCAACGGAAUGA